Megalops cyprinoides (Indo-Pacific tarpon) is the source of this 1296-nucleotide messenger RNA. Its product is annotated as uroplakin-3b-like. The record is from RefSeq and is a predicted model, not a curated record. The transcript is spliced from 6 exons. The coding region runs from base 123 to 935 and encodes 270 amino acids. NCBI's taxonomy places the organism in Eukaryota, Metazoa, Chordata, Actinopteri, Elopiformes, Megalopidae.
GUUGAGCUACACCGGAGUGGAAAACCUGACUCAUUCUGAGAUGGAGCGUCUAAGGUAAAUUUGAUGUCACAACGCAGCAGGAAGAGUCUACCGACUGAGCACAUCUUCACUAAACGCUUGGCAUGGCUUUAUCGUACAUUUGUAUCAUCUGUGCACUCCUGCCAUACGUCGAUUCGAGAAUUCUCACAGUGGAUCGUGUUCCUGAGAUUCUACCCUAUGAACUGAUAGCCAGGCUAACUAGCUCCACUUUUGUGCUGAGCCAGCCCCUGUGUUACUUCAACGAACAGCCACAGCUUCCUUGCACUGAUAACACUUGUGAAAUAUGGUCAGUCAUUGCUUCUGGUCCAGGUGUCCACAACUUCGACUUGGACAAGGUCAGGGAGGGGUCACAGAUUCUCAGCUCCUCGCCAUACCCUGACGCCUUUGUGAGUGAGGUGCCCAAGCGGUAUUUCAUCACCAAGCUGGGUGUCCCCAGGGACUUCCCCUGCGGCCAGGUGCCUGGGGUCAGGUACUUCAAAGUGGGGGCUGAUGGGAACUGCUCCACUACCAAUUGCAAUGGGAUCCUGCCUGCAGGAACCACUGUCAGAGUAAAGUAUAUACUUAUUGAUCCAGUGACAAGAGAAGUGGUCUCAGAGUCAAAAUGGUCCAACCCCAUUGUUCUUAUAUCACCCAGGGCCAUCUCCUCCAUGGAUGAGUCGACGUGGAAGCGCUCUGCCGCCAUGGUCGUCGUCACCGUCGUCCCCUCCUGCACGCUGGCCGUGCUGCUGCUGCUGCUGGCGGCGCUGCUGCUGCUAGACUGCUCGGGAUCUGUUUGGCAAAAGCAAGACAUCACCAUAAAUGCUGUCCCAGCAUCCUUCAGGACCAGAAGUAACAGCACAAAUACUGGAAUCUACACCCAAACAUUUGGCCAUACACUCCGUCCUCGUCGAAUUUGAGACCAUCUAUAUGCAUCUAUAUCCAUCCAAGAUGGACACAGGCCUUUCUCACCUUUACAAAGAGAGAGGUGGCAUUUAAUAAUAAUCAAAACUGAUGAUGAACCACAUGUAUUAAGCACCUUUCAUGGAUCUCAGAGCACUUUAUAUUGAGAGAGUGACUCUCUUCAACCACCACCAAUUUGUACCCCCUGCCUGAGUGAUGCAUGACAGUCAUUUUGCAUCAUACCUACCAGCACACUUUAGUUGAGGUACAAGUGCUUACUUAGCCAUGUAUUCAUUUCAAUUGUCUAUUAAUGCCUGCUAUUCCUUGUAAUUUUUUUAUUCUUUAAUUAUGCCCAUGACGUUUGAAAAAUAAAUUGAU